CGCCAGGGGGCGCCCUCCGGAGAGUGCGCCUAGGCCGUGGCCUGCGCUUGGCCCCUGCGGGCCGCCGUCUCCGUGCCCGGCAUUCGGCCGCCGUUCUGCUGCGCUGCUGCGGCUCCCGGCGGCUCCUGGCGGCGCCGCAAUCGGACCUUCGGGCGCCUACUGGCCGGCGGCAGCGGCGAUGGCCUCCUGAGCAGGCAGGGAGCAGGCGGCGGCAGGCGGGCAAGCGGGCGGGUGCCGCAGCCCAGGUCCGGGUCGCGCCUCUUUGUUUCCACGGGUAGCGGCGCAGCCCCGGGCCCCGGGCGGAAGUGAGACGCGCUCGGCGCGGGGGCCGCGGCGGCCGCACCAUGAGCGACAUCCGCCACUCGCUGCUGCGCCGCGACGCGCUGAGCGCCGCCAAGGAGGUGUUGUACCACCUGGACAUCUACUUCAGCAGCCAGCUGCAGAGCGCGCCGCUGCCCAUCGUGGACAAGGGCCCCGUGGAGCUGCUGGAGGAGUUCGUGUUCCAGGUGCCCAAGGAGCGCAGCGCGCAGCCCAAGAGACUGAAUUCACUUCAGGAGCUUCAACUUCUUGAAAUCAUGUGCAAUUAUUUCCAGGAGCAAACCAAGGACUCUGUUCGGCAGAUUAUUUUUUCAUCCCUUUUCAGCCCUCAAGGGAACAAAGCCGAUGACAGCCGGAUGAGCUUGUUGGGAAAACUGGUCUCCAUGGCGGUGGCUGUGUGUCGAAUCCCGGUGUUGGAGUGUGCCGCCUCCUGGCUUCAGCGGACGCCCGUGGUUUACUGUGUGAGGUUAGCCAAGGCCCUUGUGGAUGACUACUGCUGUUUGGUGCCGGGAUCCAUUCAGACGCUGAAGCAGAUAUUCAGUGCCAGCCCAAGAUUCUGCUGCCAGUUCAUCACCUCCGUUACCGCGCUCUAUGACCUGUCGUCAGAUGACCUCAUCCCACCUAUGGACUUGCUUGAAAUGAUUGUCACCUGGAUUUUUGAGGACCCAAGGUUGAUUCUUAUCACUUUUUUAAAUACUCCGAUUGCGGCCAAUCUGCCAAUAGGAUUCUUAGAGCUCACCCCGCUUGUUGGAUUGAUCCGCUGGUGUGUGAAGGCCCCCCUGGCUUAUAAAAGGAAAAAGAAGCCUCCCUUAUCCAAUGGCCACGUCAGCAACAAGGUCACAAAGGACCCGGGCGUGGGGAUGGACAGAGACUCCCACCUCUUGUACUCGAAACUCCACCUCAGCGUCCUGCAGGUCCUCAUGACGCUGCAGCUGCACCUGACCGAGAAGAAUCUGUAUGGGCGCCUGGGGCUGAUCCUCUUCGACCACAUGGUCCCGCUGGUAGAGGAGAUCAACAGGUUGGCGGAUGAACUGAACCCCCUCAACGCCUCCCAGGAGAUCGAGCUCUCGCUGGACCGGCUGGCGCAGGCUCUGCAGGUGGCCAUGGCCUCAGGAGCUCUGCUGUGCACGAGAGAUGACCUGAGAACCUUGUGCUCCAGGCUGCCCCAUAAUAAGGUGGUAGUGAGGAUGAGACCCAGUGGUGUUUGUGAAUUUCUCAUCCUACUCCUUGCCGCGUGGAGACCUCCACAAACGCAGUCAUCAGGAGUCUGGGAAGGGACCCGGUGUUGGAAAGCCACGUUGAAUUUGCUGGGAGGAGGAUUCCAGGAAGUGCGGCCGUGGUGUGCUGUACCACCAGGUCGGGAGGUCCAGGCCUCUGGGGCCCGGAGGCCUUGGUGGGAGCGCGGUGGCGGAUGGGGAGACCGUGCGUGCAGCUGUUCUCGGAGCCCCGGUGCUGGGUGCUGGGCGGGGACUCUGAAUUUCGGGGUCGUUUGCAAGGCCAGCUUCCUGGGGCUUCUGCUUGGAAUUCAGCCUCCUCCAGCUGGUGAUCUCGGGUCCCGUGCAGCAGUCGCCUCACGCCGCGCUCCCCCCGGGGUUCUACCCCCACAUCCAUACGCCCCCGCUGGGCUACGGGGCCGUCCCGGCCCACCCCGCCGCCCACCCCGCCCUGCCCACGCACCCCGGGCACACCUUCAUCUCGGGCGUGACGUUUCCCUUCAGGCCCAUCCGCUAGGCUGGCCCGCGUGUGCCUUCUGCGCCCUCGCUGGACGAAGCCUUCCGAGAAGGAAGGGGUGGCCGGACCCCUAGAAGAGAACCUCGCGGAAGGGGCCGGGCAGCCCCUCCCCGCCGGCAGAACCGUCUCGGUGUCAUGGAGUCCAGGUGCUUCCCACCCGGUCGCAUUCUUUGACAUGCAGAUUGGAUGGUGAUGGGAAGAGUCCAGCCUCUGCCGAGAGCCUGCUGCGUGCGUUUUUAAAACAUGCUGAUCCUGGGAGCCUGUGUUCUCUACGCAUUUCAGACACACAGCCUGUGUGGCGAGGAGUGUGACAGGAGGAGCCACAGGUGCAAGCCCUUGUGUCUGGCCUCCUUCCUCGUGAAGACGAUGUGUCCCCGCCAGAAAAAGUGGGCUCCUUCUGCAGCCCCGUGAGCUGAGCCCAGGCUGCACAGUGACCACAAGCUUAUGUGCAGCACUGCUCAGGGAAGCUGUCAGGAAUUCCCCUCACCUCGGAAAGGAACUUCUCAGUUUUAUUGGGGGUGUCUAAAUUUUCCUUUCAUAUGUUCAAAUAAAUUUUUCUAAACAGUCA
Messenger RNA from Pongo pygmaeus (Bornean orangutan), 2617 nucleotides. It is a transcript of the gene INTS15, whose product is annotated as integrator complex subunit 15. The record is from RefSeq and is a predicted model, not a curated record. NCBI's taxonomy places the organism in Eukaryota, Metazoa, Chordata, Mammalia, Primates, Hominidae. Bases 345 to 2123 code for a protein of 592 amino acids. The transcript is spliced from 9 exons.